This is a messenger RNA of Argiope bruennichi, 5637 nucleotides long. RefSeq names its product homeobox protein engrailed-1-B-like. NCBI's taxonomy places the organism in Eukaryota, Metazoa, Arthropoda, Arachnida, Araneae, Araneidae. The record is from RefSeq and is a predicted model, not a curated record. Gene Ontology annotation, molecular function: RNA polymerase II cis-regulatory region sequence-specific DNA binding; DNA-binding transcription factor activity, RNA polymerase II-specific. Bases 225 to 923 code for a protein of 232 amino acids. Gene Ontology annotation, biological process: multicellular organism development; regulation of transcription by RNA polymerase II; neuron differentiation. The transcript is spliced from 3 exons. Gene Ontology annotation, cellular component: nucleus.
GAGCCCGACACGAAUCGGCGAAACCGACGCUUAGCUGCUGGUCACAAAAGUGCUGCUUGCUUGUUCCUGGAAAAGCCACCCUGCGGUCGGACGCAAGUCACUCGGAAUCGUUUGGCUUCUCGGGGGUGCCUAAGAAUUUGAGAAUCGAAGCCUCCAAGGUCACGGCGGCUGCUGGAGGCAGGGAGUUGGAUACCUUCCGAUGCGUGAGUCUGCAUCGUGGGUUCAUGGCGCUAGACCUGGAGUCCAUGGACAGUCGCUCCACGUCCCCCCAAGAGCACACAGGUCGCCCGGGGGCCCCUUCCAGUCACCAUCCCCUCAAAUUCUCCAUCGAGAAAAUCCUCUCUCCGGACUUUGGAAGGAGAGAUAACAAUGCCAAAGACAUUCCCCAUAACGAGAACACGGCGCCCGGCGUCUCCUCGGACUUGACGAAAGGGACCUUCCCACCGGUCAAGGAGACCGGUAAAAUCGUCUUUCCAGCCUGGCUGUUUUGCACCAGGUACUCGGACAGGCCGAGCUCAGGUCCCCGCAGAAUCAGAUCCAAGCAGGCUCAGAAAAGCGACGACGAUGCUGACGGCUCAGAAAGUCCUCGAAGCCGUCGCAUCAAGAAACGAGACAAGAAGCCAGAUGAAAAGCGACCCCGAACAGCCUUCACGGCCGACCAGCUUUCACGGCUUAAACAAGAGUUCCAGGAGAAUCGGUACCUGACAGAAAAGCGGCGGCAAGACCUCGCAAGAGAUCUUAAGCUCCACGAGAACCAGAUCAAGAUCUGGUUCCAGAAUAAGAGGGCCAAAAUCAAAAAAGCCAGUGGACAGAGGAACCCUCUAGCGUUGCAGCUCAUGGCUCAGGGACUCUACAACCACAGCACCAUUCCCAUUCGAGACGACGAGGACGACGAACGGCCCAAGUCCUCCUCAUCCUCAUAGUGUACAGCGAAUUCUCAGGUACAGAACCCACCGCACAGCCACAGCCCGAGAGUCCUGCAUGGGUCCUGCAUCGGUCUAGACUUCUAGAAUGUGAUCUCUGUCAAAGAAUUGCCUUCUUGGACAUCGACACAGCUACGGUCCGAGAGUCCUGCAUGGAUCCUGGAUCGGUGUAGACUUCUAGAAUGUGAUCUCGGUCAACGAAUUGCCUUCCUGGACAUCGACUCAGAGCCGAGUUUUCUGUUCCGCUGAGAUGAUUGCUAACUUUAAAUAUGGAAUUCACUAAAAUUGUAGUAAAUUAUGCAAUAAAUGUAAAUAUUCUAGCACACUUCACAUCCCGGCAUAGGUCCAAAGCAUUGGCAUGAAGCCAAAGUGAGGCAAGCCUUCGAUUUGAGAGCUCCCUUGGCCCGGCCCGUGCAGAUCUUCAGGGGAUGCUCAUAAAUUUCUCGCAUCCCGACAAUGAGAAACGGUUCUUAUUUAUGGUAACUCAUUCCUUUGAAUUUGUUGAAAUCUACUAAUUGGUACUCACUCCUUCAUAUCGUCAAUGUCAAGAAACAAGAUGGCUGUUAAUGCAAAUGAUUUAACUGAUGGAAAGAUGGCAGAACUAUUCUGUUGUUGGCACAUUGGCGAUAAAUUCAGGGAGCGCCGAUCGGUAGAUUUCAACUCUUGAAUUUACUCAGAUCACUUUCUGUGGUUAAUCUAGAUGACUUAUAGUGUUCUGAAGCUAUUACCAAAAAAAAAACAAACCUUCUCUGCAAGCCAGGACAUGUUUGGACCUGAUGGUUAAUGUGAUAUUUCAUGAUUGAUCUAUGCAUUUUUCCGAGGUUUCUCUUGUACUUUACAGAUGGACAUUUAAUUUAUUCCUGCACACCGUUUUGGCGAGUUUUUCCGUCGUCUGUAGCAUUUAGAGGAGAGUCACCAUAAUGAGGACGCCAUCACCACAUCCGAACUCUUGCGCUGUUCCAAAUCAUGUCGAUUAUGUUCCUUUGUAUAUUAUUGAUGUUGGUUACUUUCGUUUCUUUGUGUUAUAAUUUAUGUAGACUGAUUUUGGACUUGCUUUCUGUACGAUAGAAGAAUCCAUAGCUGUUCUGAAGGGAUGAAUUUCCAUAAAUUCAAUCAAAAUAGCUUUUUUAAAUAUAUUUUUAUCAGUAUACUCAAAAGCAAUUUCUUUUAAUUCUUUUUUAUUUUUUAAAUAUCACUUUGUUAUCAUAAAUAUAUCUUGAAAUAAUCUUUUUUCCUCAAAUUAACUACAGGAAAAUGUAUUUAAAAGUGGAAUUCACUAUAGAUUAGGUGGUAUAUCUAUCCUACACUAUUUAGGAGGUGCCUUUGAAAUAGGAUAUAUUCACCUUUUUGUCUGUUAAUUAUAACAAACGAAAAAGAGUGAAAAAUCAAAGAUUCAUCUUUACAGAGAUAAGACAAACCAAACUCAUUAAAAUUGGAUAAAAAGAUUGGGUAAUUGUUUUCUUGGGAAUGGUAAUUGCAUUUUUAGAUUAUUUUAUAGCAUUUUAGAAAAUCUUUUUUAUUUUUAUUGAAAACUAAUUGGGAUGAAAUUGAAAUGUAUUUAUUUAUUUAUAGAAAUCAUCCCUCUGGUUGCCAGAAACAUACUAUUAAAUAAAAUGAGUUUUUUCAGUAAACGUACUCUUAUAUAAAUAAAUAUUCAGUAGAAAAAAAUCAAAGUAUCCAUUACCAUUACUUCAAUCAUGUGAUUUCAAGGACAAAAGGCAAAAAUUAACUGCACGUGUCAUCUAACGUACACUGCACGCUGUUUUAUGCUGUCACGUUAUUUCUUCUUCAGCAAAUUAAAAUUGAUUAAAAUUCUAAUUAAAAGCUCAAAUUGUCACAGGCUAUUUGGCAUGCAUCAUACGAACAUGAAUUGAAUCGUGAUAGGUUUUUACGAUCGCUGUUUCGUAGAUUAUUAUCAGUUUUUAGACAUAACCAAGUCAUGAGUGAAAUGAAAAUUCAAAUAAAUUUAUAAAAAUAGCUGCGCCAUCGUCAAUUCCUUGACUUUCACAAACUCUGAAACCAGACUGUAAAUGAGCAGACAUUUUAAUACUAACAGUCUUCUAGAAAGCAUUCAGAAUGAGACGAUCUUAUCUGCUCUUUUCUAUGAGAAAAUGGUGAGAAAUACGUGAAAAUAAGUUUAAGAAAUGAGUAAAAUUUGAAUAAUUUGUCACACGUAUCUUGACUGUAUUUGUUUGGAUGAGUAAAAAAGCAGCGUUUAUGAAUGUUAAAAUGGAGGAAAAUAUUAAAUCAAUGAAGACGAAUUCCAGAAAAGUAAAAUAAUUUUCCCCAUUUUGAUGACACAUGCAUCUCAAAUACUAUACUCUAUUAAAAAAUUUUGAUAAUCAGGAAAUUUUGUCAAUUCACGUGAAGUCGUUGCCAUAUGACUAAUCUUACUACCCUAUCAGUUAUGGAAGCCUAAGAAUUGACACCCUUCUUUCUCCUUCAAGAUACACAGUGGAUUCCAAAAAUAAAUUUAUGCGGCGCAAUUCAUAUAUAUUACAUUGGCGUGAAUUGGGCGUUUCCAGCCUUAAACGCCUGAAAGUUUAAAUUUGACAGUUACACCUAUAUUUAAGUAUAAGUUUAAUUUUCUCUUUCUGAUUUAACCCUUGUUGUAGUUGUUACUUAUCCCCUUAUCACUGACAAGUCCGCUGACGAAGUCAGCGAUUUAAGCCUGAGCUUGUGCAGUAACUUCUAAGAGUAAAGGCCCCUGAGUACACGAGGACAGAAGUCUGACUUUUAACUCAUAUGAAGAUGACACUCACACAUUCGCUUGCACAACCCCUUUUUACGGGGGGGGGGGUGCUUUCACACACCUCACAUAUAGAACACAGGGAGGGGGACAACUGUACUCGAACUGGGAUUUUAACCUGGGAUGCCCAGAUCACGGGGAAGACGCGCUACUCCUAGGCCAGAACGUCGGCGUACAGCCCCUUUUGAUUGAUAUUUAAAUUCAAUGCAAUUUAAACUUAAGGAUAUGCAUCAUUUCUAAUUCAAUUAUUAUCGCUCAAUGAAGUCAGAGCCAAAUCAAACUCUUUAUGGAUCUUUGGUUGGGCCUCCUUCCGUCUUCCAAAUUACUAUUAUUAUUAUUAUUAUUAUUAUCUAUAUUAUCAGCUAUUAAAUAUUACUGAAAACUAAAAAAACAAACCAUUUAAUUGCAGAUCUUCAUUUCCAUUUGGUAAAUCAUACAGAGCCUGUCAUCUUACUACAUAUUGGUUCCAUUGUGUUGUGAUGCCACUGGAACUAUGAUUUGAUUCGUUGAUAAUGGUACAAAUGCUUAGGAUAUCUUUUUGGGAACCUAGUUGCAUACACAAGUAUUGCACAGCAUUUUAUGACAUUAAUCAAUGUUAUUAAUAUUGUAUAAUACUGUUGAAUAUUGUACAAUAUCAUAUCAUAUCGCACAAUAUUGUACACAGGCUGUGCUGUCUGGGUAGGGGGCAUCAUGAAGUUAAAAUGCUAAUGCGUUUAUAAUGAAGAAAGAGUGAAAAAUAAUGCAAUAACUCUGAUGCCAUUUACACCAAUGUCGCCAAAUUCUUUUUUAUCUCCCACAACAUGCGCCAAAUCCAGUAUGCAAUCCAAAUUUUGGAAAUAGAUUCCAAAAUUUAAUUUCAGUAUGCCUUUUCCUGGCAUCAGGUAGAGGAAAUGAUUAAACAUGCCGGAGAUUCCCAAACUUCACUUUGUUUAAGAGAGGGUGUUCUAAAAAGUAUUUUUUUUUAGUCACUAUGUUUUAAAAUAACGCAAUUUUUUGGGAACUUUCAAUCAUUAUAAUUUUGAAUAGAAUGUAGAGAAAGAUAUUAUGCAACAAUAAUUAUUUUCUUAUUUUUUAAUUUCAUUUAGUUAAUUUUGUUGAAUUUAAUUUUUUAUAUCCUUAAUUCGUAUGUAUAUUUUAUCAAAAUAAAUCACGGAUUCAAGGCAUGAAAUGAAAAGCAGAGUUCUUAUCAUUUUAUUACUAUUUUAUAAAAGUUACUAUUUUCUACGCAACAUGGAGUAAAUCUCAAAGCUCAAAAAGGGAGUUAGUUAAUCUAAUACUGAAAUAGCGUUACUUUAUCAUUAAAAUAUUUUACUAUACAUCCAUACUUUAUCAUUGAAAUAUGGAAAAGUAUGAAUAAUAAAAAUAAGAUUAAUAUGUUAAAAAAAUCUAUAUUUAUUGCCAAUUGUUUCUCAUCUUUUAUCCAUCGCCGAUCUUAUAAAUAUAAAUGCACUCAUUACUAUCACAUAUUUUAAUAAGAGUAUGAAUUCACUCAGAAUUAUCACAUAGUGUAAUAAGAAUACGAAUUCACUCAUUAUUGUCAUAUAGUUUAAUAAGAAAAGGCAUUCACUCAGUAUUAUCAAUAUAAUAGCAUGUUAAGAACAUGAUUUUAUUAACCAGAAUUAACUAGAUUAUUAACUAGCUAGAACUAUUUUAUUAAAAAGCUUCAGUAUUCAAGAAAACUAUGGAUUCUUCCUCAUUUAUUUGAGUAUUUUUUGAAUUACCCGGUAAAGGUGAGAAAAAAAAAUCUUCAUCACGAUGAUUUGAAAAAUCCUUGUUUUUAUUUUAACAAACAGAUGGACUGAUGUGUGUUAUUCUGAAAUAUAUACAUACAUAUAUAUAUAUUUAUUCGAUGAAUUUCUUCAUUUGUUGAAGAAUUGUGACUUUUUCUUUCCCGAGAGAAAUUGUUGAUUUACUACUGUUUUUAUUUCUAGUGUACAGAGAAAGAAAAUUUUUAUGUGAUCUGAA